UUGGUGUGGACGCACGCGCGCACUGAGUGUUCACGAGGAUUCUUAAGUUGUCUCCAGGCAACGACCAACCUGACGAAAGCCAGAUCGCCCCUCCUCUGACGAUGACAAGUCCAUUCAGACCUGCGAUGUUUGGAGUCAUAUCCUCCCUAAAAUGCGACACACAGGGCAACUUUGAAGAGAGAGCAGUGGCGCAAGCUUUCUGUCAGCGGUGCACUAGGAUCCUUCCAGGUGAUCUUGAAUGGACCCACUUUGAUUUUGUGAAAUAAAAGGGAGAGGCAACACAGGGUUCCUUGUUCGGUUACGAAGGCGGAUUGGGAACAAAAAACAAACGUGACAGGGCCUUGUUUCGAUUCGCCUGAUGGUAAUUUCACAAGAUUCAUUGAGUGAUUGCUCUAGCCACCACAGACGUCAGCCCAAGAAGAACACGAUGAAACCAGCCUGACCUGGAGAUAUCCCCAUCUUCCACCUGCACGCCCCCGCUCCUCUUAACCCCACCACCCCUUGACCCAAACAUGGAGCUUGUGGAGUCUGGGACGCCUCGUAUUGAAGUCGAGGAGGUGGACGUAAAUGGCAGUGUGGAUUCUACGGACCCUUCCGUCACGGAUGAUGACCUAGACCCGUCCACGGACGACCACCUGCGGACGCUGAAGGCCCUGACUGAGAAGCUGAGGCUGGAGACGCGGCGACCGUCCUACGUGGAGUGGAGAGCCCAUGUGGAGGCCCAGGGAGCGGGGAGACCCAGCGCUGCCGAGCCCGCGGAAAAGAAGCCUCCAGAGCUGGAGGAGAGGACUGGGAGUAAUGGCUGUGGAGGAGGAGGUGGUGGUGGUGAUGGUGGUGAUGCUGGUAGCGUCAGUAGCAGCAGCACCACCACCACCACCAGUGCCAAUGGGGAGUCUGCGGAAAGGAACCCAGAGGAGAGUUUUAAUGGUGGUGAUGUCUCGGGAGACAAAGGCAGCCGGCAGUCCUCCGGAAACCUGAAGGGCUUUGGCAAUAUUGACGAGGCUCUCGUUUGGCUGAGGAAGGAGCUGCAGGAGAUGCGUGUGCAGGACCAGCAGCUGGCUCGGCAGCUGAUGCGUCUGCGCGGCGACAUCCACAAGCUGAAGAUCGAGCAGACGUGCCACCUGCACCGCCGCAUGCUCAACGAUGCCACCUACGGGCUGGAGGAGCGCGACGAGCUGUCCGACCUGCUCUGCGACGGCCCGCUCACGCCAGGCUUCGGCCUCUCCGCCCCGCUGCGGCUCAUCGGCGUCACCAAGAUGAACAUCAACUCGCGACGCUUCUCGCUCUGCUAGCGCCGGAGCAGCUGUUACAGCGACGGUAGGGACACAUACACGCGAAUUUGCGAACUUUGCCAUUCAUUCCUAUGAGAGAGGCGAAGGCAAGCGAUGGCAAGCGAAAGCAAGCGAACAGGAGCGAAGCGACGCGAAAUUAUUAAAGAACGUUUAAUGUUAUGCAAAUGAGGAGCGAAUUCGCCUGCCGCGGCCCAAUCAAAUCAACAACAUAACUGUUCCAUUCCAUUUGAUUCGCCGCAACGACCUGAUGACGGUUGGAUUUCGCCUCUCUUCGCUUCGCUUGCUUCGCCUCCUAUGUGUUCCUACCGUGACUGGCCCAAACAGGGACGCUGACGGGGGAGUCAGCUGUCCUGGUCCCAGGGACAGAGGGGAGCUGCACUGGACAUCAACUCGCAACACUUUUCACUCAGCUAGUGCCAGAUAGAAUGAAUACCUGUUGAGUUGAGUUGACUGAAUCAUCUGACAACUCUCUUUUCAUCCUGCUUUCCUCUGAAUACCUGACUCAUCAGACAUCAUUGAUGCGCCACCACUCCUCACUGAUACUACGUCCUUCCUCCCUCUGCAUACUUGACUCACAGUUGACCUGCGUGCUUCAACUUGCAAUCUGAACAAUUAACGCCUCUUGGAGAGUAAUAAUUGUUCCAUCCAAAAUGGAAAAAUGGUUUCUCCUUUUUGGUUUUGAGAAAUGCACCCCAGGUUAAAUCAACAUACAGAUACAAUCAGCUAUUAAAAGAGCCUGUAGUCUUCAUUUUCAGAAGUGCCACCGGCAGUGUAAACACUCUUAGCAGGUUUACCGCUUACCAUAGCCAGGUUUAUGACUUUAUCAUGUUGGCAUAGGCCUACCCCCUUGAUUUAUAUGAGGGACGCUUUUUUUUAAUCAAAUAGACUCUGUUCAAGUGUGUUUACAGCAAGGAUAGCUGGAGGCAAAAAGACACGGCUUGCUUUCCUCCAAAACAACUUUUAGGGUCUUCGCUAAGACGACUAUUAGUCCCUGAGUUAGGCCUACACGUGCCUCUGUAGAUUAACUUCAUUCUUGCCUGAGCAAUAGUCAAAUAUUUCUUUUUUUUCUGAUGUAAAUACUGACUGUGUCUGAAACAGGAAACUAGUGAUGUGUUGCCUUUUAUGUUACAGGUCAUGUGCCCGUAAAAAGGCCCCUUCAUUUUGACAAUGUGGCUAGACGGGACUCACUAGCUUCACACCAGGUCGGCCGGGGGUUGUACUUACGUCUUACGUCAUUUGGUUCGUCUCCAUGACAGCCGAGAGUUGCCAUAACCCUUAACCUAACCUUAACCCUAACCCCAAAUCACUUAUUUGAAAUGUUUGAUUACACAACUCGUACUAUAAUCAUGCUGUACCUAAACCCAAAAACACGUAGCCUAGCCAACAGAAUACACUAUUCCAGCUCAAACCAAAUGACGUAAGACGUAAGUACAACCCCGCGCCGAUCGAGCGGGAAACUAAUGUGUCCCGUGGCUUGACAGCAACAUAGAAUGCUGUUGCCAUAACACCAACAGCUGACUUCAUAGUUCAAUAGAAUGUUGAGAGCAGCAUGAAGGACAAAUCUAGACUUCCUUCAAACUAUGGAAAGGCGAAGGUGCCUUUGAAGGCAGAAUUUUAUCCAUUUAUAUCCAUCCUUUUUUCCAUUUAUUGAAUUUGGACGACCUUGAUGGCAUGUUGCUACCAAACGCUGUCUACAAAUGUAUAGUAGUUUUUGUUCUUUUUCCUACAAGGCCCCAAUCAGUGACAUACCUAGACCCUCUUUCGAGUUUCUUGUCUCCUGACAAGAAGCUGGCUUCGCCUUAGAAUCUCUCCCUUAUAAUAGAUCCGCGUGGUCGUAUUAGCCAGUGUGCCGUAGAUCCAAUCGGUCCUCCUUGGACAAGAACAAAAUGGCCUGCCUUCAAAGCUGCAGUUCAUUUAGCAUUUGCACACCUUUCUGUCUUUCUUCCUUUUCUCUCUCUCUCUCUCUCUCUCUCUCUCUCUCUCUCUCUCUCUCUCUCUCUCUCUCUCUCUCUCUCUCUCUCUCUCUCUCUCUCACCCACUCACUCACUCACGCUCUCUCUCUCACCCACUCACUCACUCACGCUCUCUCUCUCUCUGUCUUUCUGUUUGUCCUUUUCUCCUUUUCUCUUACCUUCCACCACUCUCUCUCUCUCUCUCUGUCUUUUUGUUUGUCCUUCUUUUCUCCUUUUCUCCUACCUUCCACCACUCUCUCUCUCCCUCCCUCCCUCCCUCCCUGUCUUUCUGUGGGCAGAGCAAACAUGUGGGUAGGGGCUCCUCAUGGAUGACUGCCUCAUUAGGCAGCAGGGCCCCUCGUGCAGUGCCAAGUUUGUCUAGCUCGCCUGCCUCUUAGGUGGCUGCCAGCCUUUUGACUUUCUGCUGACUUAAGCCUUAAGGGGUAUCGCUGAGAAUCUCGCAAGCAGAAGUACUACACACACUUUCGAAUGUGUGCAUCCAUCCACUCUCAAUGCUCACUUUUGCUUUGUGCCUUCCUUGUCCAGUUUGUACGUGUGUAUACUAUCAUGUUUGUAAAGUAACGUUUAUAUUGACAGAUUUUGUGUCCUGUUUCUUCUGCUCUUCAUGUUCAUUAAUAAAAAAAACCCUCUUUUCUUAGA
Engraulis encrasicolus (European anchovy) is the source of this 3904-nucleotide messenger RNA. It is a transcript of the gene fam167ab, whose product is annotated as family with sequence similarity 167 member Ab. Lineage: Eukaryota; Metazoa; Chordata; Actinopteri; Clupeiformes; Engraulidae. The record is from RefSeq and is a predicted model, not a curated record. The coding region runs from base 513 to 1292 and encodes 259 amino acids. The transcript has 3 exons.